AUGAGCUUCAUCACGCGCACCGGCAGCACCGCGCCUGCGGGCUACAAAGCACCUCCAUGGCCGUCUCUCUACUGGCCGCUCCCCGUCAGCGCCUCCGUGCCGUACUACCUCUACGACCCCGAUGACAUCUGGCGCUUCACACUGAUCUGGACGGCCCUGUUCUUCGGCGCCAUGCAUCUGGUCGUCGCCUUCUGGGCGUGCAUUGUGCAGUGGCGCAACUGGAAGAUCAUAUGGAUCACGCCGUUGCUGUAUGCCAUCAUCGGAGGGCUGGAGGGCCUGAUUGCGGGGAGCAUUGUGGGAGGACUAUUGGGCGGCGUAUAUCAGUCUGGGUACUUCAAGAUGUCGACCUGGAUUCCCUUUGUAUGGGGUCUCAUCAGUGCCGUGGUCCUGGUCCUGUCUUCGUUUGCCAUUCACGGUGGGCUGUGA
Paraphaeosphaeria sporulosa is the source of this 426-nucleotide messenger RNA. RefSeq lists its product as uncharacterized. Bases 1 to 426 code for a protein of 141 amino acids. The record is from RefSeq and is a predicted model, not a curated record. Lineage: Eukaryota; Fungi; Ascomycota; Dothideomycetes; Pleosporales; Didymosphaeriaceae. The transcript is spliced from 3 exons.